This is a messenger RNA of Panicum hallii, 755 nucleotides long. Its product is annotated as protein app1-like. NCBI's taxonomy places the organism in Eukaryota, Viridiplantae, Streptophyta, Magnoliopsida, Poales, Poaceae. The transcript has a single exon. Bases 101 to 541 code for a protein of 146 amino acids. The record is from RefSeq and is a predicted model, not a curated record.
UUUCUGCAUCACAAGUUCACAACAAAUUAAAUCAUACCUAAUAACCUAGCUAACCAAAGCUUACGCCUUUGCCGCCAUUGCCAGAAUCACCAGCCCACCAAUGGCUUCCACCUCGAGCCUCCCCGCAAUGGCCCUCGUCGUGGCACUCAUGCUAGUCCUAGGCAGCGGCACAUGCCACGCGGCUCGCCGGCUUGCCGACGCCACGGCGCCCGCCGCAGCACCGGCAGCUGCCAUCCCGGCCGUGCCGAAGCCGACGGUGCCGGCAGUUCCCACCGUGCCACAGAUCCCUGCCGUGCCCACGGUGACCGUGCCGCCGAUGCCUGCGGUGCCGACCGUGCCAACGGUGCCCGCUGUGCCAGCCAUGCCGGGCGCCGCGCUUCCACCGGUUCCCGCCGUCGUCAUGCCUGCCCUACCCAAGGUGACGUUGCCGCCGAUGCCGGCGGUCUCUGGCAUCCCGAAGGUGACGCUGCCGCCGAUGCCGUCCAUGUCCAUCCCCGGCGUGCCAACAGUCCCCUUCCUCGCGCCACCUCCCAAGGCCUAAGCAAGCCAUGUAUAUCAUGGACGUGUGCAGGCGACCAGAUUGUUGUCUUCAGUUGUCAAUUGGUGUUCCUUUUUUGUGAUGGUUUCAUCCAUAUUCUCGUGUAAAGUUUGGAUAUUAAUUUUGUAAUUCUUUAUGUAUACACGUAUUUGUGUAUAUUGUAUAUGUAUGAUUUUACUUUCUGUUCUGUAUCAAGUAUGAUUUUUUUUACUUCUGA